Hypomesus transpacificus is the source of this 2142-nucleotide messenger RNA. RefSeq names its product adenylate kinase 7-like. Gene Ontology annotation, biological process: nucleobase-containing compound metabolic process. Gene Ontology annotation, molecular function: AMP kinase activity; ATP binding. Lineage: Eukaryota; Metazoa; Chordata; Actinopteri; Osmeriformes; Osmeridae. Gene Ontology annotation, cellular component: cytoplasm. The transcript has 18 exons. The record is from RefSeq and is a predicted model, not a curated record. The coding region runs from base 2 to 2107 and encodes 701 amino acids.
CAUGGCUGAAGAAAAGAAAGAAAUUCAUCGGACUAAACGUAUUUUCGUCAACAAUAUCGAUACUUAUUCAUCAAAGUAUAUUGCAAAGUUUUUGUCAACCUGCAUAGCUGGACAGUCCUUGGAAGAGGUGGACACUGCAGUAGAUGACGAAGACAAACCCAUUCAGGAGCCUUCACUUAGAGAUGGAACAUUUCAAGUCGUUGGAACCGUUGCAACCAAAGAGGGAAACGAUGACACUUUUGCCCUGGAACAGUAUUCAUCAUCAAGUCGUGAAGAGCUGUUGUUGCGCCUUUUGGAAUGUGAUGUAGUGGUUUACAACAUCUCAGAAAAAGCAACGCCAGAGUUAAUUGAUGAAGCGACAUGGGCUUUGACUGCAAUUCAUGCACAGAUGGACGGAUGGACUUCUCAGAAGAUGUUUAUCCUGGUGUCAUCUGUGAUGACAUGGGCGUUGAGCACUUCGGAUGACCCAGAAUUACCUUUCACAGAGGACGACUACCGUAAGAAGAAGCCUCACCCGAACUUCAAGGAGCACACCAAUCUGGAGAAACUGUUGCUCAAACUGGGAAAAGUGAAAAAGUCCAAGUUGACCUGUUAUGUGGUAGCUGCAGGUCUUCAGUACGGCAUGGGAGAAAACAUGUUUCACUUCUUCUUCAAGGCGUCAUGGCAAGGAGGGUUUGCAAAAGUUCCCAUUUUUGGUCGAGGCACAAAUGUUAUCCCUACUGUCCAUAUCAACGAUCUUGCCGGGGUGAUCCAGAAUGUUAUUGACCACAAGCCGAAGAUACACUAUUUCCUUGCUGUAGAUGACUCCAACAACACAUAUGAAGAUAUUGUGAAGGCUAUAAGUCUUGCACUGGGACCUGGCAAAAUCAACACAGUCCCCAAAGAAGAGGCUUACAUCACCAAGGCUUUGACUUCGUCUGAUCUGGAUUACUUCAGUGUUAACCUACGGAUAGAACCGGCCUUAAUUAAAGAGAAUUUCAACCUCCGCUGGGUGUCAGAGGCAGGAGUAGUUGAAAACAUUAAUGCUGUCGUGGAAGAAUACAAAAAACUGAGACAUCUGCUUCCAGUGACAAUCUGCCUAAUGGGGCCACCCUCAGUGGGGAAAAGUACAGUUGCAAAGAAACUGUGCAAGCAUUACAAACUGCACCACAUUAAGAUCAAAGACACCAUCGAUGAGAAACUAGCUUUUCUGGAAGAUGGAGCGAAUGUGGGUCUGGAGAGUGAGGCUGAAGACUCUGGCAGCUCUACUCAGGACCUGCUUAAUGCCUUGAAGGACAACAUGACUCAAAAUGACGGCCGUCUGGAGGAUCUAUAUGUGAACCGCAUUCUGCGGGACAAGCUGAACUCAAAGCAAUGCCGAAACCAAGGGUAUGUUCUUGAUGGCUACCCGAAAACCUAUAUCCAAGCCAAGGAUUUGUUCUAUGAACAAGACAUGGAAUCAAUGUACAGUCCCAGUAGUAAAAUUCCUGUGUACAACAAAAAGAUAAUUCCAGAGUUUGUUUUCUCCUUGGAGGCAUCAGACAACUUUCUGACAGACAGAGUACAGAACCUUCCAGAAAGUUUGGUGGAAAACACGCGUUACAGACGGGAUGAGUUCCUGCAGCGUCUGGAGAAGUAUAGGGAGAUGAACGUGGAGGACGAAACUGUUCUGAACUACUUUGAUGAGCUGGAGAUUCACCCAGAGCAUAUAGAGGUCAAAGAUUCACAAGAUGUUGAGUAUGCCGCAGUCGUUGAAAAGAUCAUGAAGGUGGUGGGGCCAUCCAGGAACUACGGGCCCACCCCGGAGGAGAAGGAGGCCCAGGACAGGAGGAUAGCACAGGAGAGGAAGCACACGACGGCUCUGGAGGCAGCAGAGAACAAGCGCAGAAAGGCGGCCAUAGCUGCUAAAAUGACUGCUCAGCUGGACGAGUGGAACCGGCACGUGGCUGAGGUUAAAAGGCAGGAAUACGAGCUGCAGGAGGCCCGAUCCGUCCCACUGAGGAACUACCUGAUGCAGUAUGUGAUGCCGACUCUCACCAAGGGUAUGGUAGAGUGCAGCAAAGCUAAACCAGAUGAUCCUGUUGACUUUUUGGCUGAAUAUCUUCUUCGGGACACUUCACAAGAUUAAAGCAUAAUAGGUUGUCAACUUUACUAAAUACUUGG